AUGUGGCGAGGCGCGAGAAAUGGUGAUAUUGGCAUAGCUGACAAUAAGGGUAAAUUUGUGUCAAAUACAAUUCGGAAUAUCGAGGGUUCGGCAGUCUACUUCGUACUUUCGCCCGAAUGGAAGGCAGCUGUCACGGAAAAGGAGAAAGUCUACCUCAUCGUUUUUGCUCUCCUUUAUUUUAUCAGUUUAUUUGUCUUCUCGUACUGCCUGGUUGUAGAUAAAGCCAUGGUGCAUUCUUUGCAUCUUAAAGCAUUUGUGAACAUGCAAGCUCACACGCCACUACUGCAGAAGGUCAAUCUUGAAGCGAAAGUUACUUUCACAACCGGCAUUUGGUACAAGAAUGCAGAAACAUUAGUCAAACCGGAAAAAAGCUCUGGCGGCUACGUCGGCACCUAUCCACUCAUCUAUGAGGAGAUGUAUCAAGCGCACACUCUGUACUACUCCUGCUUGAACAACAACUUUCGCACCUCACCUGUCCUCACUGCCUCCAGUCUCUUCCUUAUCGUGGGUAGCGUGGUCUACGCAUUCGCAGGACCCCUUGUUAUCCUCUCACGUUCUGCUUUUUAUCACUGCGCCAUGGUUGGCUCGAUGCUACUAGCCUUCUUUGUCCUGCUGAACCUUGCUGCAUGCAACUUCCUCUUCGACUGCCUUCGACGAUCACAGGCCAUGCAGAUAGACGACCAUGGAAAUUAUGUGGAGAAUAUGCAAGGAAACAACAUCUUUGACGUUAGGACUCGCAUGGAAGAAGCCACCACGGCUAAGGUGGCUACAUACCUCACAGUGCUAGGAUUCCUGCCCAUUGUGAUCAUGGGCAGUUUGGCGGAGAAGAUUUUGGGCUACCGUGUUACUCUCGGUCGCACGCCCUCAUUGUUCAUACUGAUGGGAAUCGACAAGAAUAAGCUAGAUUACUAUUAUGGACUCAUCAGUGAAACCAUUCUCUCGCUUCAAGAUGUUGUGACGGGACUCAUUCCUGCUUCCCCCUCAAAUCCUCACGCGUGGGUCAGAGACAAUGUUUACGCAUCUCUUUCGAUAUGGGGGCUUUCUAUGGCUUAUCGCAAAGUUCCAGAUGUGGACGAAGAUCGGUCGCGGGGUUAUGAAUUGGAAAAAUGUGUUGUUAACCUAAUGAGAGGAAUAUUGAAGUGUUACAUGUAUCAAGCAGAUAAGGUGGAGAGCUUUAAAAAGACCCAAUGCGCUAGUUCCUCUCUACAUGCGAAGUUCGAUUCUCGGACUUGCAAAGCUGUUGUUGGGGACUACGAAUGGGGACAUCUUCAAAUUGAUGCGGUUUCGCUCUAUCUACUUGCGUUGGCUCAAAUGACUGCAUCGGGACUUCGCAUCAUCUGGACUGUUGAUGAAGUUGCUUUUAUUCAAAAUCUCGUGUUUUACAUCGAACCUGCUUCACGAAUUCCAGAUUAUGGCAUUUGGGAGCGCGGUGAUAAAACCAAUCACGGCCUUCCGGAACUAAACACCAGUUCUGUGGGUCUCGCUAAAGCGGCGUUGGAGUCGUUGAACGGCCUAGAUCUUUUUGGACCUCAGGGUGGUGCCAACUCUACAAUCCACUGCCUCAUGGAUGAAUGUCAAAAAUGCAACACAGUUCUUGAAAACAUGCUCCCUCGAGAGUCGUAUUCAAAGGAAACAGAUGCAGCCCUACUGGGAAUUAUAAGCUAUCCUGGGUUUGCUGUCACUGACGAGGCACUUAUCGAGCGAACACGAAACACAGUAUUGUCCAAACUUUUGGGCAGUUAUGGAUGCAUCCGAUUCCUUCGAGACGGUUACAAAACGGCUAGAGAGGACCCUAGUCGUUUGCAUUAUGAGCCUUGGGAGUUGCGAAUGUUCGACGGCAUAGAAUGCCAGUGGCCACUUUUUUUCACCUACCUUGUUAUCGGUGCAUGCUUUAAUGACAAAUUUGAUCUGGCCAAAAAGUACAUGGAUCAGUUGGACCAAAUCGUGCUCCAUCGGAAAAUUCCCCAUGAUAGACAUGAUGAUCCGGUGAUACAGCUGACCACUAGAAAGCCCGCCACAGAUACCGACGAUGCACUCUACCCCAUCAUGCCAGAGCUUUACUCUCUGCCGGGGGAAAAAAUAGACGCGGAGCUAAAAGCGCACAACUCGCAGGUGCGUAUUCCCAUCGGCUCGGCGCCGCACCUCUGGGGCCAGUCGAUGUACAUCCUAUCUCGCCUAAUCAUGGACCGCCUCCUGUUGCCUGGCGAGAUUGAUCCUCUUGGUCGACGAAUGGCCUCGGAGCCAAAACCCGACUUGGUCGUGCAGAUUGUCGUGUUAGCGGAGGAUGAUCUGGUGAAGGAGCGUCUGGCGGAGUUUAAUCUGGAUGUGCAGACCCCCUCGGAGGUGGUUUGUGACUCUGGAAUUCAGAUAUACUCAGCUAAGGUGCUCUUACAAAUCUACAAUCAGCUUGGCGGCUGUCCCAAGCUUGGCCUCUCAGGAAGAACGGCUAGGGAUCUCGGUGUGAUUGCGACAAGCUCGCUUUAUAGGAUCGGAAACACCACGAUGGCGUUCACUCCACAGUUCAUUGACAGCCACUCCUUCUAUGUGAACCUCGAUGUCAACUUCACCCUCGACGAGUUUCGCUCCAACGUGGCCUUUCUGAGACGUGUUUGGGCCUAUCCCGGCCGACCCACUCUUCUCCUUCCCGUUGCUGAGAGAUUUGUCCGACCAGAAUCCGACUCCUUACUUCCCUCCGUGGUGACAGUCAUUAAAAAGCUGAAGAGUGGAUAUAUCAACGGUACCCGUGUUGCUUUGGGCAAUAUUUCGCAAUUCGAGGCGACAUCUUGCGUUCAGAAGCUCUCCUUCAUUAAGUCAGCUGAGACUGUAAUGAAACGUCAUUCGGUGCUGCGCUCGGGUUCGUUGCGCCAUCGUCGGCUCACACUCGCCUCGCCACAUUCGCGCGGUGUGGAAUUUAGCUCGCCCACCUGUCUUGGCGACCAGCAGUCGACCUACUCCAGCCUCGCCUCCACUCCCACAGGGGCGAGCGGUCUCAUCUCGCCCGGGGGCACCCAUCUCCUCUCCGACGGAAGAAUGCGUGAUGAGCACGAGGGUAUGCAGCGCACCAGCCUCCGGCGUAAAUCCCUCGCCCUUGCUUGCGCCGUCUCCGUGGAUUUGGCCAUUGCUGAUGAUGACUCGCGUGAAAUGAGUCGUCGACGGGGUUUUUAUUUUGCCACUCCCUACUACGGCUCUAAAUGUGAGGACGAAGAGGCGGGGGAAGUGGGAAACCGUGAAGUCCACCACCACCAUCGUUACCCCUCACCAUUCAGCGUGUAUUGUCGUGGCGAGUCUUCCAGCCUCUGUAGCAGCCGUAGCUACAGUUGCAGCACCACUCCGAAUCGCACUCCCCAACCCUCCGGCCCACCCCCCUGCUGCAACCACAGGCGCAGUCGACCUCGUUUCCUACGCAGUCGCUCCACGUCUGUGGAUGCUCUUGGCCCCAAAGAAAUUAGUUUUGAUGAGAAGGGAUACCUGACUGGUUUGCACGAUCACGAUCCCACCUUAACGGAACGGAAGCAAACUGAUGAAGAGAUGACCUUGCAACGUCUGCGUGUGGGCGAAUUGCCUAACUUUUCGGACUCCAGCUACGAGACAGCCUUCCGACGCAUCAUAAUGUGUCCGAAGGACAAUGCUGCAGGCGACGGCGAUGGCGGAGGUCUUCAGCGCCCCACAAACCUUCGCUUUUCCACACGGACCAGUCAGUCACGCAAGACCUCCAGCGGUCGCAGCUCACAGAGUGGAGGUUCGGCGGGCAGCACAGGCGCCGACGUCAGUUGCGAGUGGUUAGCCAAUCUCAACGCUGAGCAGAUGGUGGAGUAUCUCCAACAAACCGGGAAUUUGGCCAAACAGGCCGAGAUUCUGGGCCGACUGAAACAGAUGAAGGGCUUGGACUGGGAUACGGGUAUGGACAGCGAAACGCCCGCAACUGUCCGUAGUCUUCUCAAGGAGGUAUAUCAGAAGGCUUGCCAGCUUCAGGAUUGGUUCCUCCUCCGCUACAUUGGCGGAUUGUUGGAGAAGAUUGCAGACCAGUUGGCCACGGCAGUGUCGAGUAUUUUGAUUUUACAAAAACAAAUCACGGUGGGGUUGCCACCGAAACCCAGGGAGAAGGUUAUCAGCUCUCCACUGCCUCCGGCUCAAAUAGCUCAACUCAUUCAGGAAGCCUGUGGGGAGGAUAAUCUUAUGGCGAUGCUUACGCAGGAACUUCUCCUUCACCUCUCCAUGUUCGCGCGCUCGCACCCCAAGCUGCUGGCCAACGUACUGUGCCUACGCACCGGUCUCAUUAUCAAACUCAUGGGCACGGAACUGGCCCGCUCCAUGGAGAGCUCUGUGGAGGACGCUCUCCUCGCUCUUUUCUACAUGAGUCCCUACGAGACCAACUGUCUGCUCGCAAACCUCCUUUCUGGUAACGAGAUUAGAGCCGUCAAGAUAGGCAAGUGCAGACCAACCCUUCUUCUUCCCCUUUCAGCCUCCUCACGCCGCAAGUCUUCGGCUUUAUUAAAGGUGGACUCACCCUACGAUCUCUCGUACCUGACAUCGCCAACCAUGUCAAUUCCGCAGAGCCCCACGAGUACUCUACGCAGCGCGGGCGGGACACGGGCGCGAGCCGGCUCUCUGGCAGUCACGUCUGUCGAGCCGCCGGGUGAAGUGCGCGAUUUGUGGUCACGGCGACGCAAAAUCGAUGGAGCACUUAACCGUGUUCCACCGCAGUUCUUCCAGUGCACCUACACCAUCCUCGAACGCCUUCAAGGACUCCGUAUUGGUGAAAAUACGCUAACCACUUCGCUCACUAAAGAGAUGACCAAGGAAGAACUGAAAUUUGCGCUAGUGGUGGAGUCCUUCAUCAAUACUGUACCGACGCCGGAGUAUCGCCAGUUAUUGGUGGAGGCUACCACGGUUCUUGGUGCCUUGGUUACCCACGACGAGGAUGCGCGGAUUCAACUCAAUUGUAUCGUCUCCCUUGACGAUCUUGUGGCUAAGGCCAAUCGCAUCUUUCUGGAGGAUCAGGCUGCCCACGGGGCCAACGCGACGGUGUGCUGCGCCAACCACCUGGUACGCGCCUCCAGGUCGGCGUCGGGUGGCACAAAGGGCGAGAACAGUGAACUCUCAACCACGCCAACGGAGUCCAAUCCCUCGGGGGUUACACGCAAGAUGGGUGUAGUGGGCGGUGGCCAGGUCCCGCCGAUCCCGGUGCCACCGCAGCAGAAGUGUCGCGGUUCGCACCACAUCUGCCAUUUCUUCUACGACACCCCACCGGCUGGUCGAUUCGGCACCAUGGCCUACAUGGUCCGCGCGCUCUCUGUCAUCAUUGGGGACUCACUACCCCUCGGCAACUCGGGAAACAUUGCAAUCAACUGCUCAGUCGCGUCGGCAAAAUGA
This is a messenger RNA of Echinococcus granulosus, 5373 nucleotides long. RefSeq names its product putative phosphorylase b kinase regulatory subunit alpha. The transcript has 26 exons. Gene Ontology annotation, cellular component: phosphorylase kinase complex. The record is from RefSeq and is a predicted model, not a curated record. Gene Ontology annotation, biological process: glycogen metabolic process. NCBI's taxonomy places the organism in Eukaryota, Metazoa, Platyhelminthes, Cestoda, Cyclophyllidea, Taeniidae. Bases 1 to 5373 code for a protein of 1790 amino acids. Gene Ontology annotation, molecular function: calmodulin binding.